GAAGAUUCUGCCAUUCGUCUCUGGAAUCCUCUGCCCAGCAUUGCCAUACCCGUCGGCGAAAUCCUGAGCGCCACAAGCGUGGAGAUCCAUUUCCUUUGACAUCUUGCACAUACACACACCACGAAAUAUAUACAUACGGCCAUCGGUACAUCGGCGUCGAGCUGCGCUGUUGCGCAUGUACACUUGCCUUCUCAGCCAGUCCGGCACCGACACGCCGUGAUCAUUUUGUUCUGAAGCUGGCAGAAACUUGUGAUAAAUACCCUAUGUGGUUCAGCGAGGCGGGCAGGCAGGCAGCUGGUUUUGGGUUCAGUUCCAGUAGCACCCAACUGAAGAAUAAGUAACCGAGCUACUGAGGACUGAUUACGUCAGGUUGCAAAGUUUGCUCUCGUAAGAUUCCACGAGGUUGAUGGAGACGGGCGAGUCUGCGCGGCAGGGUGCCGCCGGUGCUCGCGUCCCGGCAAGCCGAUUCGCCGAGGAGCAGGCCUUCAGGGAGCGGCAUGGCGAUGGCGACCCAAUGAUGGCGUCUCCGGGCCAGGACUCGCCGUUCAACACGUCCGCGCUCUUUGCGGCGGGGCACCCGGUCUCCGUCAGCCUGCCCGCCUCUCCGUCCAGGUUCGACGUCGCCCGGACGGAGGCGGAGUUCCCGCCCAGGCACCCCGCGGCCAUCGUGCCGGACGCGUCGCGCAUGCUGUCGCUCCCGCCGCGGCCGUCGCCGAUGGUGUCCGUCGUGUUCGAGCAUCUCGAGGAGGUGAUGUUCCGCUCGCAGCCGAUCCCUGCGGCGGCCUCCGAGUUGCCCGACGCCCAGGACUCACAGUCCCAGGUGCUGCACGACGGCUCGAUGAGCGGGGCGCGCAUGGGGAGGAGCAAGGCGCUCAGGGACACGAGCUACGACCCGUUCAAGACGUGGUCCGGGAAGCUGGAGAAGCAGCUCACCACCCACCUCCGCGUCGUCAGGCAGCCGCCGCCGCAGGAGGCGGAGCCCGAGGAGGACGACGAAGACGCGGCGACGAGUGGCCGCCCCUACUCCAUGCCCAGAGUCCACCGCUUCUUCGCCGCGCUGGAAGGCCCCGAACUCGACAAGCUCCGGUCGUCGGAGGAGCUGGUCCUGCCGUCGGACAAGAAGUGGCCGUUCCUCCUCCGGUUCCCGGUGUCCGCCUUCGGCAUGUGCCUCGGCAUGAGCAGCCAGGCCAUCCUGUGGAAGAACAUCGCCAUCUCGGCGUCCACGCGCUUCCUGCACAUCACGCUCCGGACAAACCUCGUGCUCUGGUGCGUCUCGGUGGCGCUCAUGUGCUUCGUGUCGGCGCUGUACGCGUGCAAGGUCAUCUUCUACUUCGAGGCGGUGCGGCGGGAGUACUACCACCCGAUCCGCGUCAACUUCUUCUUCGCGCCGUGGAUCGCCUGCCUCUUCCUGGCCAUCGGCGUGCCGGAGAUGGUGGUGGCGAGCCUGCCGCACUGGCUCUGGUACGUGCUCAUGGCCCCCAUCGUGUGCCUGGAGAUCAAGAUAUACGGGCAGUGGAUCUCCGGCGGACAGAGGCGGCUGUCGAGGGUGGCGAACCCGUCGAACCACCUGUCCAUCGUCGGCAACUUCGUGGGCGCGCUGCUGGGGGCCAUCAUGGGGUUGAGGGAGGGCCCCAUCUUCUUCUUCGCCGUCGGGCUCGCGCACUACAUCGUGCUGUUCGUGACGCUGUACCAGAGGCUGCCCACCAGCGAGACGCUGCCAAGGGACCUCCACCCGGUCUUCUUCCUCUUCGUGGCCGCGCCCAGCGUCGCCUGCCUCGCCUGGGCGCGGAUCACCGGCGAGUUCGGGUACGGCUCCCGCAUCGCCUACUUCAUCGCCAUGUUCCUCUACACCUCGCUGGCUGUGCGGAUCAACAUGUUCAGGGGGUUCAGGUUCUCGCUGGCGUGGUGGGCGUACACGUUCCCGAUGACGAGCGCGGCCAUCGCGUCGAUACGCUACUCGUCGGAGGUGAAGAACGCGUUCACGCAGGCCAUGUGCAUCGUGCUGUCCGUGGUGGCCACGCUCACGGUGACCGCGCUCUUGCUGACCACGCUGCUGCACGCCACCGUGCACCACGACCUCUUCCCCAACGACAUCUCCAUCGCCAUCUCGGAGCGCAGGCCCAAGAACAGCCCCAUCGCCGAGCUAAACGAGCUGCACGCCAACAGCAAGGACGCCGACGCCGCAUGCAGAGACCUCGAAGCCGCCUAUAGGCCCUGAUCGACGCCGAGACUGAACUAGCGACGCCUUCUUCAUGCAUGUGGCGAAGCAAACUGGUGGCGACUGGUCGAUCGUGGAAGACUGAGCAGGAGCAUGUACGUAGCCGGGACGUGUCUUGGAGAGUUCUCUGUGGGUCGAGUUGACUGCUGCCGUGCGGGGCGGUGUGCGCCGCGGUCGGAAUCACCACGGUGAUGGGAAUGUGCUAUAUGCUGUAACUUCCGCGUGGUGGUGUGUAGUACUCCCUCCGUAGACUAAUACUCCAUCCGUUCCUAAAAGGUUUCAAAUGAUUACCACAUACAGAUGUAUAUAGACAUAUUUUAGAGUGUAGAUUCACUCAUUUUGUUC
Molecule: messenger RNA, 2563 nt
Organism: Triticum aestivum (bread wheat)
Lineage: Eukaryota; Viridiplantae; Streptophyta; Magnoliopsida; Poales; Poaceae
Product: S-type anion channel SLAH2
Exons: 5
Coding region: 407-2218 (603 amino acids)
Biological process (GO): transmembrane transport; intracellular monoatomic ion homeostasis
Cellular component (GO): membrane
Molecular function (GO): voltage-gated monoatomic anion channel activity
Source: RefSeq, a predicted model, not a curated record